AUGCUGCACAUGAGGGCAAGGAGAACACAUGAAAAGCAUUGGUUAAACCAGGGACUAUCUGGGAUUCGACCUGAGGUUGCUGCUGAGGCUGCUGGUUGUGAAGAUUUGGAGCGAGAUUCUGAGGGAAAAGAGAGUACUGAGGAAUACGAUCGGCCAUAUCCAAGGGACCACGAUGGGCGGGGAAGGCCAAGAGAUGUCGAGAACGGGGACAACAGCGACCUGCACCCGAGGACGAACAGGGAGAACACUGUUGAGGAUGGGGAGAGCGCCGUCGAGGAUGUUGGUGGGUGGGAGCGAGGAUUGGUCGGGGCUUUCGAAGCUGUGAAGCACAGACCACACGCCAGCCAAGCGGAGUUUGGCUUAUCUGACUCGAAACCUAUAUUUUAUCACUACCGCGGCUUAAUGCCGUUCAAUCUUUCUGCAUAUAUAUUCCUGAAACCCAUACUUCUUGUUCGAUUAAAUGUCGACAAAGCAAUAGUCAAUCGGCGUUUAGCGCGGUACAGCAGGACAAUGUCAAAGCUUGACAUUGUGUUUGGCCACAGUAGUGGCAUUUAA
This is a messenger RNA of Serpula lacrymans var. lacrymans S7.9, 555 nucleotides long. RefSeq lists its product as uncharacterized. The coding region runs from base 1 to 555 and encodes 184 amino acids. NCBI's taxonomy places the organism in Eukaryota, Fungi, Basidiomycota, Agaricomycetes, Boletales, Serpulaceae. The record is from RefSeq and is a predicted model, not a curated record. The transcript is spliced from 4 exons.